Poecilia reticulata (guppy) is the source of this 3254-nucleotide messenger RNA. RefSeq lists its product as uncharacterized. The record is from RefSeq and is a predicted model, not a curated record. NCBI's taxonomy places the organism in Eukaryota, Metazoa, Chordata, Actinopteri, Cyprinodontiformes, Poeciliidae.
CAUUUAGGCCGUUUAAUCUUAUGACAGGGAGCACUUAAAUGUAACACCAUGCGGAGAAGGCAUUCAAAAGGCAAAGCAGCAAAACCUUUGCUGCCAAUAAGCUCCAUAGACUGAGAGGACAUCCAGUUCUCUGUAAUGGCUUUUUGAUACAGAAUGUGAAACUGCUAGUGAUUUAGAAAAGAACUGAUUCAUAGUUGUUAUGGUGAGACCCUGAUCACAUCUGUAUAUGUUACAACAACCCUGGGAAAUGUCUUUCUUAAAAGCCUUCACACACUUGCUUCAUGGUACGACAGCAGCAGCUGUUUGCCAACCCUGUUUGUAGAUGUGAUUGAGCGACGGUGUGAGAACUGAGGCAUCUGUGGUUCUCAGGGUGUCACUUUCAGGAAGUUGUGGUAAGAUUUGGGUGGACCGCUAUGAGACCAAGACGUAGAGGGGAUGUUACUGACAAAAGCUCUGAAGAGAUUAGUCGAGACUGAGAUCAGGACAGCACUGCAGAGUUCUUUACACAUCAAGGUUCCACUCAACUAAGCAAGAUGAAGAAAUGCUCCACUGCUAUUAAUGGUAAUGGAGAUAUAGCCUCUGCUUUUCACAGCUCUGCUAAAAUGAGAGAAAAAGUGUGUCAUGUAAAUACAGUCAGCAUCAGAGCACAGAGCAGAGAGAGACCAGGGCCAAGAUGUCCAACAACACGCAGCCACGUCCCCAGAGAACGACAGAACUUGACGGUCUUGACAUCCAACGUGAGCUUGCGCUCUCAUCAGAGACGCUGGUCAGUUGACUUCUGUAAAUGCCAGACACCGCCUGUCAUCACAGUGAGGAAGAACAAGAAGGAACCUGACCCUCCUCAGCGCACUGCUUCCCUUCUGCGACUAGAGACAUCCUCGCAUUCAUCUUUCAAGCGAUACUCAUGCCCCACCAUUGGGAUCUUUUCAUCGACGUCCUCUUCUUCCUCCACCUCUUCCUGUUGUUCCCCAACUUCUGUUCCCACAUCCGUCAUCAUUGGCCCAGAUCCUUUAGGAUGGAAAAUACAACCCAAAUCCAGGUCCAACUCCUCUCAGAACCGCACCAAGAGGCUGUCUCUGCAAAUCCCUCUCCCUACUCUCCCUACUCCCCGCUCUCCAAACCCGGAGCCUUCGUCUCAAACCAAACCUGCACUUAGACCCAAACCUUCCCGCCGCCACCACUCAGAGUCCUCUGCCUUCCUGAAAUCGCUCGGGAAGACUCUGCCUGUGCUGACUCUUGAGCAGCUCCAUGCCGUGCAUCUCCGGCGAGUUAGCCUUUCCGAUGAAUCGGACGACGUCUUUGAUGAGCCGGGUCAAAGCCAGGGAAGGGUGACUGCUUCACCUCGAAAAAUACCGCCCCCUGUUCCAGAGAAGACGGCCAUGGUCAGGAAAAUAGCGCAGCUGAUUGCUUGUUCGCGGCAGCCUCGCAGGCCGGUUACAGCCAACAUCAACAAGAUCACUGCAAUAAAGCCAACGUCUGAACACUGGCAGAAUAAGGGCCAUAACAACAUGUGUGCCACAAAAAUGGCCGAGCUGCAUCUUGAUAACAUCUGCAACAGGAACAGGUGAACUCCGCGUUUCCCCGGCCGUGAAAUGUGAGGAGAUAACUGAAGAGUCUCCUCCUCAGCUUCACAAAUUACGACCACAGAGUGUGACGCCGAGAGAACAAAGUGUCCCCGAAGACAAGUUCAGUCAAGUUUUUCUUUUUAUGGUUUUAUGCUCUAAGGACUAAUAUUGUUGAAAUUGUUGGAAACAAAAAUGUCUCAGUACUUCAAUAUUUCGCUCCCUCCCUCCUAAAGCAUCUGUGCCUUCUUACAAUUGCAGUCUGUGUUUUGUUUGUGAAAAUUAUUGGUGUGACUGAAAAUGUUUGUACAAGCCCAGGUAUGCAAUUACUUUUGAAUUAAACUUUGUAAAAUUUGUUUAUAUGGAAUUACCUCAUCUGAGUUGAACAAAAAGUCUGAAACAAAGAUAAUGAGGCAUCGUGAUUUAACUACUGUUUGUGGACGUCAAAUCAUGUGUGUGAAAAACACAGCAAAUUCCCUUUAUCAUUAAAAACAACAUGGACAUGAGAAUAUUGCAUUUACCCAGCAAAAAUGAGCUUUUUAUGAAUAAGAUUUCAAACUAAAUCCAAAUGUGCACAACCCGAGUUAACAAUAAAUUUGACAUUGCGCUUCCUAGCGGGAUACAAUUCUUCUUCAUACUGUAAUAGGUUUGCAGCUCUGGGAGGUGUAGAUAACCACAGAAAUGUUAUUAACACAUUAAUCCUCAUCCACAUUUUAAUCCCUGUACAUCCAGGACCCACUAACCCAGAGUGGGUGAUAAGAUUGUAAAGAACCGUUUUAUGGAGAAGAAACUUGUUAAUAAGCGUAUGAAGCUAUCUGUUGCCCUGCGGCUUCCUCAUAAAGUGACAAUGAAACUUUAAACAAGCUUCAGACGCGGUUAUGGUCAAAACCUCUACUCUGACAGAAACAUCUGAGGGGGAAAACCAGUCUCCACCUAAAUACAUAUGCUACAUAUAUUGCAGCUUUAAAGUGAAGCCUGGAAGAUUUCCUUCGCUUUUCAGCCUCGUCACCAGAUAUUUUAGCUUUCAUUGGUGUGGAAACGUAUUUGGAACAUAAAAAACACGGAACAGUGGUGAAGUGGAUACCUCACCAAAGUUACCAGGGAUGCACCGAUAUGACAGUUUGGGCCAAUAUCAAUAUCCAAAAUUAAUAUUGCUGUUAUGGUAAAUAACCAAUAUUAACUGAUGCAUACAUUUUAUGAAUGUUUCACAAUCCUUUAGACAAUUAAAAAAAACAAUAACACUGACUUCAUCACUGCUUCAAUUAAACUCUCCACAAUCCUACACUGCAUCACUGUCACAUGACCAACCAAAUGAGGAUGCACAAUACAGAGUUCUGUUAAUCUACUUGUUUUAGUUUAAAUAGAGGUGAAGAUAGGAUAAGAUAGGUUGGGGAAGAAAAGAAAGCAAGGUGCAGAAGUUAAGACGCAGCAUGUGACUCGGCUCCCAUCAGUCACACAUCCCAGAUGAUUUGCACUGAUGUUACAACAAAUGACCAGAUAGAGCUAGAAGACAUUAAACUAAAGGUUUAAAGGGGCGGUAUUCCCUAGAAAGCAACAGAAAGGCUUUUACUAAUGUAGUACUUCAGUUGUUGACUGUGUGUUCUGUCUUUUUUGUGUCUUUAUGAUGUAAAGCACUUUGAACUGCUUUGUUGCUGAAAUGUGAUAUACAAAUAAAUUUGAUUUGAUAAAAGC